AUGACCUCCAUCGACGCGGUCUUCGCACACUUUUCCCAGCCAGAUGGAUUUCGGGCUGAACGCCUCGGGGAUGCCAUGCGCGUUCUGGGGAUGAACCCCACGGAAGAAGAGGUCCGCAAGCACUUGGCAGAUCUUGGGGGGCCCCAGUACAUUGACGAAAGGACGUUUCACCAUUUCAUCAAGGAUGAAUUGAUCACGCAUUUCGAGAAAGUUCAGGUAGUGGUUGACUAUUUGAAGCAAUAUGACAAGGACGGCAAAGGUGCCUUGUCCAGGGAAGAAUUGCAAGAAGCGAUGCGAGGCGCGGUGUGA
Molecule: messenger RNA, 309 nt
Organism: Cladocopium goreaui
Lineage: Eukaryota; Dinophyceae; Suessiales; Symbiodiniaceae
Source: the annotation of a GenBank genome assembly